Molecule: messenger RNA, 1602 nt
Organism: Fonsecaea nubica
Lineage: Eukaryota; Fungi; Ascomycota; Eurotiomycetes; Chaetothyriales; Herpotrichiellaceae
Exons: 6
Coding region: 1-1602 (533 amino acids)
Biological process (GO): carbohydrate transport; transmembrane transport
Cellular component (GO): membrane
Molecular function (GO): carbohydrate:proton symporter activity
Source: RefSeq, a predicted model, not a curated record
AUGGCGACAAAGGUCCGCCAGUUCAAUUGGUACAACUUCUGGAUAUGUUGGCUGGUCUCUCUUGGCCAAGUAGCCUUUGGCUACCCGGCCUCCAUCAUUAGCACAACCUUAGGCGAACCAAGCUUUCUGGUCUAUAUGAAGCUGCUUAGCCCGACCACGGGCCUGCCGUCCGGUGACGCCGACCAGCUCGAGGGUGCCAUGUCUGGUGUUUUCCAGGCAGGGGCAUUUUUCGGCAUCAUGAUAGUGAGCUAUAUCAUGGACAAAUGGGGCAGAAAGGCCGGUGUCGUCUUCUGCUCCUUUUGGUCCUUACUCGGUGGCGCGUUGAUUUGCGGUUCGAACGGCACGGCCAUGUUCAUUACCGCCAGGUUCUUCGCCGGCAUGGGAAGCUGGGGCUUCCUGGCAGUCACGCCUGCGUACAGUGCUGAGCUUGCUCCGCCCGCACUACGCGGCUUCUUCGUUGGCCUCAAUGGGGUCAACAUCGCCAUCGGCUACUCGAUUGCAGCGUACACGGGCAUGGGCUUUUUCUAUGUCAAAGAGCCCCAAGCUCAAUGGCGCGGCCCGCUGGGCAUUGCGCUCUUCUUCCCGCUCCUCAUGCUUGUCAUGCUUCCCUUCGUCCCGGAAAGCCCGAGAUACCUACUCAUGAAGGGCCGCGAGGAGGAAGCGGAGAAGAUUGUGCUCCGGCUCCACGCCAUUCCGGGCGACGAGGACCAAGAAUUCGCGCGAGGCGAGUUCUACCAGAUGCGCAAGCAGGCCGAGUUUGAUCGUACCCUGUCGGUUUCAUGGUGGGACAUGUUUUUCAAGAAAUCGUACCGAAAGCGAACGAUCCUGGCCAUGGGUUUCGCCUUUGUCGGCCAGUCUACCGGGGUGCUGGUCAUCAACAACUACGGCCCGACGCUGUACAAGAGUCUCGGCUACGGCACCGAGGACCAGCUCCGUCUGCAGUGCGGCUGGAUCACCACGGCCAUCAUCGGUAACGCGAUCGGAGCGCUGUUCAUGGACCGCAUCGGGCGGAAACCGCUGAUGCUGUUUGGCGUGGGCGGGUGCUGCUUCUGGCUCAUCAUCGAGGCAGCCAUGGUCGCCAGCUUUUCAGGGACCGACAAUACCUCAGGUCUGGCGAUGGGGGUUGCGGCGUUGUUCUUGUUCGAGGUCGUCUACAGCUGUGGAGUCGACGUCGCGGGAAUCGUGUUUUAUAGCGAAGUGUUUCCCAAUCAUCUGCGUGCCAAAGGUGUUUGCUUGUCCAUGGCCGUGGUGGCCCUCACCGACCUUGUCUAUCUGCAAGUCACUGCCACGGCAUUUGCCAACAUUGGCUGGAAGUUUUACCUGGUCUUCAUCAUCAUCUGCGGCCUCGGCACCAUCACCAUGUUCUUCCUCCUGCCGGAGACCAAAGGCGUGCCGCUCGAGGAAGUGGCCAAACUCUUUGGCGACACCGAGACCAUCAUGGUCUACGCCUCGGACAUCCACAUUGACCACAACACGCACGAGCUCGUGGUCAGUGGUAGGGAUGGUACCGUGGUCCACCCUGACUCCACGGUCGAGACGACCAAAGGCAUUGCAGCAGUUACUGAGAAGAGCGAUGGACCGCGACACACCGAGCAAGUGUGA